Messenger RNA from Leptopilina boulardi, 3778 nucleotides. RefSeq names its product acylamino-acid-releasing enzyme-like. Bases 207 to 2519 code for a protein of 770 amino acids. NCBI's taxonomy places the organism in Eukaryota, Metazoa, Arthropoda, Insecta, Hymenoptera, Figitidae. Gene Ontology annotation, molecular function: serine-type endopeptidase activity. The record is from RefSeq and is a predicted model, not a curated record. The transcript is spliced from 14 exons. Gene Ontology annotation, biological process: proteolysis.
GGUGUCUGAUACAUUCGUUUUUACCGAAGUGAACUUAUUUACAGUUUAAACAUUUUUGUAAUUUAAUUUUUUCGAUUUCUCUGUUUUCAAUCUAAAUUAAAAUAUAUUUGAGUCAUCAAAAAUAAUAGGGUAUUUUAUCAAAUUUAUUUAUAUUGAACAAUAUAAGUCUCAUGUUACUUCCAUAAGUAAGCAAGUUUUGUGAAACGAUGGCAUCAAGUCAGAUUGAUAAGGUUCUUGACAUAUACAAGAUUCUUUCGCAAAAUCCUACUAUAACGAAAGCCAGAAUUACAUCAAUUGCAAGAAAUGGGAUUACUAUUCAGAGUCACUGGGCACAAAAGAAUUUGGAAAGACGCUCAAAGCAGAAAUUCAUACAGGACUUCAGUCUUGAUGCAGAAUUAAAUCCUCUUGUUGAAAGUUUUCCCGUUGAUGUGUCCAAUGAAAUCCUGAGUACUUGCUCGGAAGAUGAACAAUAUAAAGCAAUUUUAAGGCAAAGUACAGUUGACAACGUUGCAAAACAAUUUAUCGAAAUUUGGGAUAGACAACAUUUAGUUAAAAAUUAUGAUCUUUCAGUAUAUGAUGCUCAUGGAGAAAUUUACACUGAUGCUGAGUUCAGUUCAUUUCAAUUUUCACCGGAUAAAUCGAAAUUACUCUACAUUGCUGAGAGAAAACUUCCAAAAUGCGAACCUUUCUACUGUCAAAAAACCCGAGAAAAGAGAGAAAGAGAAAUUUACGACAUGGAAGUAAUAUUAAGGGGAAAUGAACAUGUUUUUAAACCACAUUGGGGUGAGCAGUUAGUUGGCAAACACAAAUCAGUUGUCGUAAUUGUUGACAUAGUUGAGGAUACGAUAAAAAUUAAUCCAUUUAUUCCUGAUGAAUAUUUUGUUGGACAAGUAACUUGGACUCCAAAUGGCGAAUAUUUAGUAGGUGUAGCUUGGAAAUGUGAAGCAAGAUAUUUAGGAUUAUAUGCCUGUACAAAUAGAGCCAGUUGUAUUUUUCUCUUAAAAACUGCUGAAUUCCGAAAAAUAUCGACCGAUGGUUGUUGUGCACGUUCUCCACGAUUUAGUCCGGAUGGAAAAACUCUCGUGUGGUUGGAACGAGAUCUGGAAAGUACACAUCACUCAUGUCAAAGAUUAAUGCGUGUCAAAUGGGAAACAGAUGAGAAGACAGAUGCACUUAUUGAUAUUGUUCCUAAUUGUAUUUCGAUCGCACAUGAUAAAAAAUUCUGCGGUCUAUACACUAGGAGUCUUCCACGGCGUUGUUUUAGUAAUGAUUCCAUGUAUGUUUUCUUGAGUUCUCCUCAACAAUAUAAUGUUAAAUCUUAUAUGGUUAAUCUUGAAACGAAGAAUUUAAUUGAAGUUCAAAAUGAUGACAGCAGUUUGACUGUUCUUGACGUAAGAAAAAAUAGAGUUGUAUUGAUGAAAACAUCUCUCACAGAACCACCACGUUUAGUUGUAGGACGAUUUGAUCCUUCAGUUGAUGCUGCAGAACUGCCAAAUUUACAUUUACUAGAAAUUACAAAACCCCUAAUAAUGCCUGAAGGAAUGGAAAAUCUUAUAAUAGAAAAUACAGAUUACACAUAUAAUUCUAAAGAAGAAGUCAAGGAAUUUAAUUACACAUACUUCGGAAAAAAAAAUACUGAAGAUAAAUCAAUGCCUUGGAUUCUUAUGCUUCAUGGUGGACCCCAUUCUUCUUACGAUAAUCAUUUUUCAAUUGAGACUUGCAUAUUAGCUAUUUUGGGAUUUGGCAUCGUGAGAGUGAAUUAUAGAGGAUCAACAGGAAUGGGCAAAAAAAACAUUGAAUACCUACAAGGUAGAAUUGGUGAAGUAGAUGUUUUGGAUUGUAUUACUGCCACUCACGACGCUUUAAAAAAGUAUCCAUGGCUUGAUCCAAAUUAUAUUGGAUUAUGUGGCGGUUCUCAUGGAGGAUUCUUAGUUGCGCAUCUUAGCUCUCAAUAUCCUGAUCUGUAUAGAGCAGUUGUUUCAAGGAAUCCCGUAAUUGACAUCGCAGCUAUGUAUACAAUAUCUGACAUCCCCGAUUGGUGUGCUGCUCAAACUGGAACACCCUUUCUUCAAACUUUACCGCCUACAACAAUGGAGACAAAAUAUUCUGAAAUAUACCUGAAGAUGUUCAAUCAUUCACCAAUCAUUCAUGCGGAUAAAGUCAAGGCUCCCACUCUACUUCUUCUGGGUAGAAAUGACAUACGAGUACCAAUUUUUCAAGGAAAAUUAUGGUACAAUCGUUUAAUAGCAAACAAAGUAAAGACAAAGAUGCUUAUUUACGAGGACAAUCAUUCUUUAUCGAGUGAUCCAGUGGAAAUGGAUAGUGUGAUCAACAGUGUACUCUGGAUGUUGGAGAACAAUUCAACAUUUAUUCCAUCAGAGGAGGAAAUUACCGUAAUCGUAACUGCUCCUGAGGAAGAGAUUAAAGAUGAAAAGGUUGAAGAGACGCCAGUUACAUCGCAGGAAGAGAAGGUCGAAAAAGAAGAAGAAAAGAAACAGAUUCAGAAGAAGAAGAAGUAAAAAAUCUCAUUUCAUAAUUAAAAAGAAUUAAAGUAAACAUUUGACAUUAUCAAAAUUUAUUGUAUCGAAAAAUAUGUAUUUUUAACCUUAAUAAAUAAGAAAUAGGAAUAUUUUACUAAUAAAGUUGAUUAACUGAAACACUAAAGUUUAUUAAGGUAUUAAUAAAUCUUAAUAUCAAAACCAAUUCAUAUAUCUUUGAUAAAAAAAAAGUUUUUACAAUUCCACACAGAAAAUUCAAAUAAUAGCUAUAUUAAAUUUUAUUGGAUUCCGUCACACAUUGGGCUUCGAGGAAAUGAGGAAGCAGACCAAUUUGCAAAAGCUGCUACAAUGACAACAUUAUAAUUGCAUAAAAAUUCCCUUCACUGACUUUUUUGAAUCUUUUAAAAAAACAUCCUAUUUACAAACGAAAUUUUUUAUUUUGGAACAAGGGCUUAAUACAGGGUUAUUCUAUUUUCAAAAUUAUUACUCAGAUAGGCGGAAACCAUGGUUUCAUGGUAAACUCCUUACUAGAAAAUAUAUAGCUUCAAUAAAUCGUUCCAGAGCUGAUCAUUACAAUUUGGCCAGCUCUUUAGCUCGGAUAGGUAUCAUUGGAAAUGCCUCUUAUUCUUGUGGCUAUGAAAAAGAAGAUAAAUCUUCUAUUUAAUGUUCUAUUUACGAAACUCAAAGAUCGAUUCUCCUAGCGAAAUUGAGGAAAAAAAAGAUAUUUCCACCUCUCAAUGUAGAAAUGUUUAUAGCGAAUCCAAAUAGUGCGGGGUGUAAUCAUAUCUUUUAUUUUUUAAACAAGUGUAAUCUAAAUAUUUAAUCAAAUGUAUGCUUUAACCUCUACUGAGGUUUCAAAUUGCUUUUAAUAAAAAAAAAGUAAAAUUUUUUUUUAACGAAUAAUCUGUAUUGUAAAUUGCAUAUUUUUAAAAUAAGUGCAAUGUGCUCUAAAAAUUAAUUUAUCUUGCCCUUUAUUUCUUCUUUUACAAAAUCUAAUAAGUUACUUAAGUUGUAUGUUUGAUACAAAAAGGCUGCUUUGAAAAAAAUAAUUGUAUAUGUACAAAAAUACUCUAAUACUACGCACAUCCAUUCACUUAAUUUUCGACCACAACCAUACAUUCUUAAUUCUAAAAGUUUGUCUAUUAAUAAUAAAUUACAAAAUAGAAAUUAAGUUUCGGCCUUGAGAAGAUAACUUCUCAAUUUAAGAAGUCUGAUUAUAAUUAUACAGCGUUUAAUCUUCUGGAAGAUUACUUACGAAAACAGAAAAAAGCGAAUUAAAA